This is a messenger RNA of Hemibagrus wyckioides, 1209 nucleotides long. Its product is annotated as glutathione S-transferase omega-1-like. Gene Ontology annotation, cellular component: cytoplasm. Gene Ontology annotation, molecular function: glutathione transferase activity; glutathione dehydrogenase (ascorbate) activity. Gene Ontology annotation, biological process: glutathione metabolic process. The transcript has 7 exons. The record is from RefSeq and is a predicted model, not a curated record. Lineage: Eukaryota; Metazoa; Chordata; Actinopteri; Siluriformes; Bagridae. The coding region runs from base 153 to 1061 and encodes 302 amino acids.
AAUUCCAAAAUCGAGAACUAGUUCAUGUUCUACAGACUCACUUAUACUGAUUUGCUGUAUAGCAUUUAAAUGAAUGUGAAACUUUACACACACACAUUAUUUCAAUUCAAUUUAUUUGUAUAGUGCUUUUAACAUAUCCGGGUACCAUGUGAAUGCACUACGAUUACGGAGUCGGACAGCCCUUAACACAAGGACCAGUUUUUGAUCAAAUCCAGCUCUUUAAAAGCGGUGGCCAUUCCAGAUUUCACACUUCCGCCUUCUUCUUCUACUGCGGAGAGAGCUCGCGCGCGGUGCCUUCACUCCUCAUAGCUUUAUUUCUGCAGAUCCACACGGUGACUAUGGCUUCGACCCAGAAAUGCGCUGUAAAAGGAAGCUGUGCUCCCGAGGCUGUACCCAAAGGCAAGAUCCGAAUCUAUAGUAUGAGAUUCUGCCCAUAUGCCCAGAGAACCAGACUGGUUCUUCAUGCCAAGGGUAUAGAGCAUGAAACUAUAAACAUCCAUUUGAGAUCGAAACCCGAUUGGUACCUGGAAAAGAACCCUCUUGGUGCAGUGCCUGCCCUGGAGACCCCCUGUGGUCAUGUGGUCUAUGAAUCAGCGAUCACAUGUGAAUACCUGGAUGAGCUGUACCCUGAGAAAAAACUGUAUCCCACCGACCCCUUUGCAAAAGCCCAGCAAAAGAUGUUGCUGGAAGAAUACUCAAAGGUCAUUCCUCUGUUCUAUAAAAUUCCUAUGACCAAAAACGAAGGUCAGGAUGUUUCAGCACUAGAAGCAGAGUUGAAGGAAAAGCUAUCCAAUUUGAACAAGGUUCUUGCUAACAAGAAAACUAAAUUCUUUGGAGGUGAUUCAGUCUCUAUGAUUGACUACCUGAUGUGGCCGUGGUUUGAGAGGGCAGAGGCCUGGGAGCUCAAACACUGUCUGGAUGCCACUCCACUGCUGAACAACUGGAUUUUGCAGAUGAAGGAGGAUCCAACAGUGAAGGCACUCAUCUUGAGCUCUGAUAUCCACAAAGCCUUUUUUUCCUCAUACAUGGGUGGAAAUCCCAAUUAUGACUAUGGCUUAUAAAAAUAUGUCUUUACUGAAAUAAUUUGACUUCUAAAAUGAAUACUGUACUAUAUUAAACGUUUUUCAGUACAGAUAUUUGUACAAGUAUAUAAUGCUUUGUCAUAGCCUGUGUCAUGAAAUUGCAUUAAAGUACCUUUGAUUAAUUUCA